AUGAGUCGCCUGUCUCCAACCGCACCUUCCUUCCGGCCUAGCAAUGACCCCUCUUCAGUUCAGAUCAGGCAAGCUUACUUGGUAAGAGGAGGAAGAAGAGGUCAUGACAUGCUCCCGCACCGAUCAAGAGCCUCAUUUCGAGGUGGUCAAGGACGAUACAGCCAUUCCCCUUAUCAUCGAUCGGCCGUUGGGUCUUCAAGUAUCAGCAUUUCCAAUUCUCAAGAUGGGAUAGCACCUGAACCGAAACAUAAAGAAUCAGAGAUAAUCGGUCACAGCGAUGACGACAAUCAACAAGCGGCUUCGAACAUCAAAGCAGUCUUGAAUAACGACGCUGACGAGGAAGAGGAAAUCAAGAAGGAGAGUGAUUUACCGACUAAAUCACCUGUGCACCCGUAUGUGGUGGGUUCUCCUGCUGCCGAGGGAGAAGAGGUCCUUUUGCACCACACCACACCUACUUUCCGACAAAGUCAAGAAGUAGAUGACAUACUCAAGUAUGCCUUUCAAAGUCAAUUUUCGAAUGACUGGAGACAUAGAGAUAUCUCUCGAAUUCCCAAUUCCAAUCAGGAGAACAUCUGGAAGAGUCAAAACAACCAUCUUUUAAUGAACAAUCACUCUCAAUCUGAGCGAAUCACUUAUGAAAGGUCAACCUUGGAUACCCCUGCUCCUGCCCCUCGAGUCAAAAGAGAGAACUCAAUCAGCUCGACUUCAAAUGACGACUAUGGCAGACACAAGCGCUUCUCAUCGGAGCAUAUCCGACUAGACGGCUUGGGAGAAGGAAGAUCAAGAAACGGAUAUGGUCGAACGCUGAUGGGAGGACAAGAGUCCGGUCGAGGUGUGAUUGGAAACACGUCUUUCGAAAUUGAUGAGGAUGGAGAUACUACUGUUGUAGUCAGCGAAGCAGGAUGUGAUAUUCCGAUGAUUCGAGAACCAUGGUCCACUCAAGCUCGAAUACCUCAAGCAGAUGAGGGAGGAGAGAUCAAAGCUAAUAUUGGUCCUCAUACCAUAUCCUUAAAUCCCGAUUUACCACCUUUGGCGAUCGAGCAUCCUGCAAGAGUUUGGAACUCGAUGAUUCAUUCUCUAGAAUCUCACCUUCAACCAGUCAUAAAAUGGGACUACGAGAAGAUCUUGCCUCAACACCAGGGUCAAGACACACUCUGGAUGGCUCAGCUCACCCUGGUACUUCCCUCAACCCAUCCGACUAUCACUGGACAUCCCUUGUUUCGAAGUUUACCUAAGAAUCAAUGGAAGAAGGAAUACGUGGCGGCUGUGGAAGCGAUAGGUGGGGUCAGGAAAUGGGUUGGUGAGCCCAGGAAACUCAAGGCCGACGCCCAAAACACCACUCUGGUCAGGUGCAUCUCUGAAGAUGCUCUGGCUUGGGUCCUGGCUCCCAAUGGCAUUCGAGAGGUCCAAGAGAGCGAUAAUGAAGAUGAAGACAAUGUCAUUGCCAAACCAAAUACUGGGACUUCCACCGUGAAAUCUGGUCAGAGCGAUUCUGGCAACCAAUUUCAACAUCUUCAUCCUGAACUUCAAAGCAUGGUGCUUCAUGAGCCUUCUCAGUCUUGUGAAAAGGAACUUCAGCCUGAUUCUGAUGCACGAAGUUUCGAAAUUCAAGUCGAUGAACAUGAACUUGAAGUGAACCCGAAGGCUCCUCCGGCGUUUGGACCUGCUCCCCACACUAAACAUACAGGAAGAAGCAAGACGUCAUUCCAACUCUUCUUGGAUGCACUUCAUCGAACACUCGGUCCUGGAGGCGUCGAUAUACCUAAUCCCGCAUCAUUUUCAUCUAAUUGGGAAUCAUUUACCAAUAAAUUCGGUUGUACUCUAACGAUUGGUUCGCCUGGAAAUGUCAGGUUAUAUCAAGAACCGAGGACUCACACUUACGCCGAAGAAGCUCAAAAUGCCGUGUGUCAAAAAGCAUUGGACCUCAACGUCGUUGGGUUUAUGGAAUGGCUCAAGGAGAGCCUUUUACCUCCUGCAUCACCAACCAUCGACCCUAUUGUUGAAGAGCAGCCUAAGGAGAUUAUCGUGAGACCUCAACCUGUUGAAGGUAAUGUGGCUGUUCCGAUGAAAGCUUAUAAGCCUAAAUGGCAAAGUGAAUUAGCAGCGUUCUGCUCUGGAACGGGGAUGCCGUCUCCAAGAUAUCAUGAGCAAAGUAUCAUGUAUGAAGGAAUUCCCGAGGUCGUUAGCGAAGUGACAAUCGGGCCUCAAACUUUCUCUGUCCCGAAGAAUGGGAGAUCGACCAAAGAAGUUCAAGAAUACCUCGCUAGAAGAGUUCUGAUGGAUCGUUUUGGCUUCAAGCCUAGAGAGGAAGCACCUCUGGUAGUAUCAACUUCUAAAUUAUGA
Messenger RNA from Kwoniella mangroviensis CBS 8507, 2343 nucleotides. RefSeq lists its product as uncharacterized. Lineage: Eukaryota; Fungi; Basidiomycota; Tremellomycetes; Tremellales; Cryptococcaceae. The record is from RefSeq and is a predicted model, not a curated record. The coding region runs from base 1 to 2343 and encodes 780 amino acids. The transcript is spliced from 7 exons.